Pararge aegeria (speckled wood butterfly) is the source of this 3446-nucleotide messenger RNA. RefSeq names its product cytochrome P450 6B6-like. The record is from RefSeq and is a predicted model, not a curated record. The coding region runs from base 18 to 1532 and encodes 504 amino acids. NCBI's taxonomy places the organism in Eukaryota, Metazoa, Arthropoda, Insecta, Lepidoptera, Nymphalidae. The transcript has 2 exons. Gene Ontology annotation, molecular function: monooxygenase activity; oxidoreductase activity, acting on paired donors, with incorporation or reduction of molecular oxygen; iron ion binding.
CGCCGCGCCCGUCGGACAUGCUCUCGCUGGCGCUGGCGCUGCUCCUGCUGGGCGCGCUGUACGCGUACGGCACGCGCAACUUCGCGUACUGGCGGCGCCGCGGCGUCAAGCACGAGCCGCCGCUGCCCUUCCUCGGCAACAACGCGCGCAACUACUUCAUGCGCCGCAGCACCACGCAGCUGGCCACCGAGCUGUACCGCAAGUACCCGCACGAGCGCGUGGUGGGCUUCUUCCGCGCCAACCGCCCCGAGCUGCUCAUCCGCGACCCCGAGCUGGCGCGCCGCGUGCUGGCGGCGGACUUCCGCUGCUUCUACCCGCGGGGCCUGCUGCCGCGCGGCCGCACGCCCGAGCCGCUGCUGCGCAACCUGUUCUUCGCGGACGGCGACCUGUGGCGCCUGCUGCGCCAGCGCAUGACGCCCAGCUUCAGCGGCGGCAAGCUGCGCGCCAUGUUCCCGCUGGUGGUCGAGCGCGCCGAGCGCCUUCGCGAGCGCGUGGCGGGCGGCGGCCUUCUGGACGCACGCGAGCUCAUGGCGCGCUACACCACCGACUUCAUCGGCGCCUGCGGCUUCGGCCUCGACAGCGACUCGCUGCGCGACGAAGACUCCGCCUUCCGCCGCAUCGGCGCCAAGAUCUUCCAGAUCGGCGCCGCCGAGAUGUUCGUGGCCGCGCUGCGCGAUAUGUUCCCGGCGCUGUUCGGCGGCGUGAAGGCGCUGUGGCGCGUCGAGAAGGACUUCCGGCGCCUCGUGGCCGACGUGCUGGCGCGGCGCGGCCACCGGCCCAGCGGCCGCGGCGACUUCGUGGACCUGCUGCUGGAGUGCCGCGCGCGCGGCCGCAUGCAGGUGGACUCGCUGGAGCGGCCCGGCGAGCUCGCGACGCUGGAGAUGGACGACGACAUCGUGGCGGCGCAGGUGUUCGUGUUCUUCGCGGCCGGCUUCGAGACGUCGUCGUCGGCCAGCAGCACCACGCUGCACGAGCUGGCGCACCACCCCGCCGCGCAGCGCCGCGCGCAGGCCGCGGUGGACGCCGCGCUGGCGCGCCACGGCGGCCUGUGCUACGCCGCCGUGCGCGACAUGGCGUACCUGCACUGGGCGCUGCUCGAGGGCAUGCGCGUGUUCCCGUCGCUGGGCUUCCUGCUGCGCGAGAGCGCGCGCCCCUACCGCUUCGAGGCGCUGGGCCUGGCCAUCGGCGCGGGCGUGCGCGUGCUGGUGCCGCUGCAGGCGCUGCACAACGACCCGCAGUACUGGGACCGCCCCGACGAGUUCCGGCCCGAGCGCCACGACCCCGCGCGCGCCGACCCGCGCCGCAAGCUCGUGUACAUGCCCUUCGGCGACGGGCCGCGCGCCUGCAUCGGCGAGCGCCUCGGCCUCAUGCAGUCGCUGGCGGGGCUGGCCGCCGUGCUGUCGCGCUACAGCGUGCGGCCCGCGCCCGGCGCGCCGCGCCGCCCCGCCGUGGCGCCCGCCUCGGGCGUGGUGCAGAGCGUGGUGGGCGGCCUGCCGCUGCUGUUCGAGCCGCGCGAGCGGCCGGUCGCCUAGUGGCCGCGCCGGCGACGCCGCGACGCGGACACAAUACCGGGAACUGUUCUUCGCUGCGCUGAUCACCCGGGAAAGGAUGUGUGUUUGUAUAGUGCAAAAUUCUGUUUGAAAAAUACCUUCAAAGGCAGAAAAAAACUACUCAAAUGUGGUUGUUACUUGUGACUUAGGUAUGAUUUAAUUUUUUGCUUCGGAUCAUAGUUUUUUAUUAUACUUGUGAGUCAGCUAGUUACUAAUUGAAUUCAAUCAUCUGUUGCAUGCACGAACAGAUGUUUCGUUUUUCAAUCCUCACUCAACAAUUUAGGCUAAUUCAAAUUCAAAAACUUUUAUUUAUUUAUUUCUUGCUUUAUGUGUACAUAUAUAUAUAUACAACACAAUAGCUACUACAAGUAGAUGAACAUGAAGCCCCGGCAGGGCAUUGCAAUAGAGUCGACAUUAAUUUAAAAUUAUUAUUUCGUGUACGUCUCCUUUGGGCUAUUUAGGUAUCAUAAUAUAUGGAGCCCUAGCAUUAUAUUAUACAGACUGUAUAUGUACCUAGCAGAGGUUGGUCUUUGACAACUUGUUCUAAAAGUGCUGGUGUUAUAAGUGAUAAUAGUAGUUAUGUUUGCGUUAUAACAUAUGACAAUGUUUUAAUUGUGUUUAUGAGUCUUGUUUCAACUGAUUAAAUAAAAGAGCAACGGUAGAGGUCUUCUCUGCCGAACACAGCAUUCCGAACUGUUAGUAGAGUCAAUUCAAGGUACCUAACAAGUAAUAUGAAUUAUAGAGAAGCUUAACAUACCUACAGUAGGUAUUAGUCUGUCCAGUUGUUUUAUUUUACUCCUUGGGGAGACAGGGUUAUAGAUUACAGAGCGACAACACUGUUCUAAUGCAGGUUGGUGGGCUUUAAUAAUAUCAUUUAAAAAAAUACUAAGUUAAUAGUAUUUCAUAAGUAAGAUAGAAUAAUAUUAUCAUCCUGAACAUUGCUUGUCUUGAAGUUAAUAUUUGUGUUUCCCAUUCACUAGUUCUUAAGAAAACCCUUAAGAUUAGCACAGACUUAUUUGAAAUUCGAUGGAGUAGGUACCACUAUAUUUACCGACGAAAAAUGUUUUAAGUCGAGCCAACAUAAGGAUGCUUAAUUUGUCGAGAUAUACGGAAGACCACAUAGUGCCCAAUUUCAGUUUUGGACACAUCUCUGCCAAUCUAUGGGGCUGGAUGUCAGCGGAUGAAGAAGGCGAGCUCGUUCUUCUUCCUUCAAGGGCAAACGCAACACACUAUUUGUCUGUUUUAGAAGAGAGUAUGCUACCAAGUGUGUUAAUACUCAUCUCCAAUCUCGUCAGCAACUUGUGGUUUGUAAGAAAGUACGUUUCAAUGACUCGCAAUUAAAGUGGUUGUUCGUUUUACUUUCCUUUAUAAACAAUUACUUCUUCUCAUAAUUAGGUGUAAGAGAACAGAAUGCCUUUUAAACUUCUACCAACUGUACUUUUAAGUUUUAACCAUGCUUGUUUUUUCCACCAUCACCGGUUAAUUCCCCUUUUUUUUCCCCCACUGAGAUUGACAUUCCGCCUACCAAGACCUACACUUUUCGUUCAGGAAUCGGGAAUCCUAACUGAUUCUUAGUACUGAUUAUUACAAUUUGUUUGUUUGGAUGUUUUAUUUAUUUAUAUUUAUUCCAAAUGUUAGUCCAUAUUAUAUUAAUAGUAUUGAUAUUGGCCGGCUGGCUGCAUAUUAACUUAUAGUGUUGCGAUAAAAGCGAUGGGAAAAUAGAAAUAAAAGGACCAAAUAGGCUUUACCACUGCCGAAUUAUUUGGGAAAACACUAGAGGCACUCGUCCACGCAUCUAUGCUCUCGUCUAGAGGGUUCUAUGAGAAAUAAGUUACAAUGUGUUAUUUAAUGGUGGUUAUACCUACCCGUUAUUAAAAAUAAAUGUCAUAAAACUUA